UGACAGAAAAGGUUUGAGAACCACUGUUCUCGUGUUUACGUUUUUUAUUUGCUGCUUUGAACUUCUACUGUGCUUUUUCCGAUAUGUUAUAGCUUCUUAGUUACUUUAAAUGUGUAAAUUUGAGAUAAUGAUGCAAAAAGUGGUCAGUAAAUAGCAUGUCAAACUGCAAAACAGGGGCUGUUUUUUUAUUUCUCUUUAAUAACAGAAUUGGUUUUGACUCAAGGAUAUACAGAUGAAUACGUUGAAGUGUAUGUAUAUGCCUAUUUAAAUUAUAUGAUCAGAGGCCCAAGGUACUGGCCCCAUUGCCUGAGUUUGCACCAAUACGAUGUACUACUUUCAUCAUAGAAGAACAUAUGGGCCACAUGUCUAAUUUUCAGUUUAAUUAAGAAUCUAUCAGGGAGGAUACUUGGUGUCUUUUUCUGUAAAAACAGAGAAAAAAACUUCAUCAGCUCUUUGGAAAAAGGAGACCUUGAGUGUGCACAUUCCAAUGUAGACCCAUCGUGACUCCCUGUGCUCCACUAACACACUUUGUCCUACAGUAAUCUCUGACACUGGCUUUACAAGGGAAGAUGCACAACACAGAGAUUUAGAAGUAUAGGAGUUCUAGUACAAUCAGUAUGCAUAUUUAUAGUGGAUGCAAGAGGGUGAUUUUUAUAUUUCUCUGACAGAAUCAAGGGCUCCCAAGUUGUGACAGCUUUGCUUUAAAUAAUAACUAUAAAAACACAUCUGGAAUAUUGAUUUGCUUAAUGCAUGAUAAUGCCAUUCUCAGUCUGGGAAAGCGUGCAAGAUAAUUUCUGGUUGUUCAAUGGAUGAUGUGUACUUAAAAAUCCUGUUUACAUUCCAUUGCAUUUUUAUCCAAAACAACUUAUAAUAAGAGCAAUCAUGAUGACACAAACUUAAAAUAGCAAGAAUCUUUCAAGUACUUCAGCUUUCAAUAGGCCUAGCCAUUCUUAGUGCUUCUGCAUUGGAUUCAAAUAAGCCAAACCUUUCUAAGUGCUACAUACAGAAGUGUUUUGUUUUCUUUCGAUUUAAAUUGUAUUGGCUAAGGUACAGGGUACAACUUAUCACCACAAUAGAGAGGUUGGUAAGUGGCACUCCCACUGCUGUGCUACUCCCACAUUCAAACAGUCAAGCCUAAUUUAUCUCACAUGUAUUCUGACAGUGGACGGCAGCCGCACUGACUCAUCUCACAGACCUUAAGUCUGAGGAAGAACUCACAGCAGAACAAAUCAAAACAUUUCUCCUUGCUUUCUGCUUUCUCUACAAAAGGAAACCGUCCACUAACCCAUAUAGCUGAAGCACCCCAACAGACAUCACUCAUAUGCUUUUAACUGCACAGCCAGUAUGGAUAAGUCUUCUGAUCAUGUCCAUCCCGGUCUCCCACCGAGAUCUAGAAUGACACCCAGGACGGAGAGGGACAGCGGAGCCUUUGUGCCUCCCAGAAGUCACAGACAAAGGCCAUCGAAGGCAGGACGGGUCCCGGAGGCGUCUUCGGUGAGAAAAGAGAGACAGAAAAAGGAGAAACAGACAGAGACCAAUGAGGUGAAGGUGGAGCAGGAGACAGAAGUGAAGGUGAGUUCCACUGUGGUGGACAUAGACAGCGUGAGAGAGGAGGAGGUCAAAGAGGACAACCUGGGGCUCCUGGAGGCAGCAGAGCAGGAGGACGGUCUGAAGCGCAAAAACCUGGGAGUGUUUGAGUGGAUGCUGAUGGUCUUCGUCUUUGCUCUGGUUCUGCUUGUCCUCCCCAUUUCCAUUUGGUUCUGUGUCAAAGUAGUGAGGGAGCAUGAGAGAGCUGUGAUCUUCAGACUGGGUCACCUCCUGCGAGGAAGACCCAGAGGACCAGGCCUUCUUUUCUACCUCCCACUCCUUGAUGUGUGUCACAAAGUUGAUAUCCGACUACAAAUGCUCAAGGUUCCUCCUCACACGGUGGUGACGAAGGACUUGGUGAGGCCCGAGCUGAGCGCAGUGUGUUAUUACCAGAUAGAGAACGUGGCUCUGUGUAGCACGGCCCUGUCCAGUCUGACCACAGUGCUGCAGACUCUGGUCCAGGCCAUGGUCAGAGACAUCCUCGCCCAACACACGUUCAGCCACAUCCUGCUGCACAGGAGGAGGAUCGGACAGCAGAUACAGGCAAUGGUUGACUCUGUUGCUUGCCGCUGGGGCAUCAGGGUGGAGAGAGCAGACAUAGACGAGCUCAGUUUUCCUGUGGAGUUACAGCAGAGUCUGGCUGCCGAGGCCAAGAGACAACACCAGGUCAGAGUGAAAGCAGCAGAAGGGGAGAGAGAUGCCUGGGAGGGGUUCAGGGCUUCCCUCCGUCUGCUCCAACCAGCCCUGGUCCUUCCAAUCCCCCCCGAUCUCCUCGGCGUGACCCCUGACCUCUCAUCCCUACCCCCACCUCCUCCCCCAGCUGUAGAAGGAGAGGGUGGGACGACAGAUACAGACUCGCCAAUGAUGUGAACGAUUGUUUUGCCAUAAAAGCUAUUAAUGUUGAAAUAUUGAUCGCAAUGUGAGCCAAUAAUUCUUACCUCAUGGAUGAGUUUCCAGAGGUAUUCUUCAUUAUUUUAAAGAAGGUAACCUUUACAACAAAUCAUUGUUUGUUUAAGUACAAUUUAAAAAUAUUUGAUUGGUUUACACUGGUGAGCGUGAGUGCUGAAGGGUGUGAUAGCAUCUAGUGUGAACUGGAUUUGUUUAUUAAUUUCACAAUUUCCACAUAUUUAUAAUAAAAGCCACAGAAAAGUAUUACUUUUUUAGAUUGUAUGUCUGCAGACACUUUAUUCUUUUUAAGAAAACAAAAACUAUUUUGCCCUUAGUUGGUGUCAAAGACAUAACACAAGAUUUAACACAACCACAGCAAACCAUUAGAUAAAUGGUAAUAUGACGAUAUUAAUUAUCAUACAACAGCAAGCAGUCUGAAUAUAGGACAAUCUCCUGAUACUUGAAAUAUCUUAGCUUUUCUUGUAUGUACUACAAUAAUUUGUAAACUUGUGAGACAGUAAAUGUGCUGUUAAUAUGCACCAAAAGUCAUAAUACCCUCUGUGGCUUUCCUUUACUGGUUUACAUGGAUGUGAUUUUGAUGGAGUGUUAACUCUUGUAAUAAACAAAGAAACGUA
Molecule: messenger RNA, 3110 nt
Organism: Gymnodraco acuticeps
Lineage: Eukaryota; Metazoa; Chordata; Actinopteri; Perciformes; Bathydraconidae
Gene: nphs2
Product: NPHS2 stomatin family member, podocin
Exons: 7
Coding region: 1345-2457 (370 amino acids)
Cellular component (GO): plasma membrane
Source: RefSeq, a predicted model, not a curated record